UGAAAAAUGGAAUACGACCAGCGAUUCGACCACUUACGGCAGAUGCGCCUGCCGUGAGAACAACCCUUGCUCGCCACACGCCACACACAGCACGCCAAACAAUAGGAAUAUAAUUAGAGCACCUUCGUGCAGCACCAGGGGUUGUCUACUACCGUGACUUGCUUUCUGCGCCGUACUUCUCUCCACGGAGCCACCGGUGCGCACCACGAUGGAUGACAUUUUUGGCAAGAAAAAGGAGGUGGUUCCGAUACUGGACCUCUCGAAGUCAACGGCCACGUCACGCGAAGAGUUCAAGCGGAUGAUCGAGAAGGUGCCGGACUACAAGAUUCGUCCGAUUAAGGUGCGCGCGGACGAGAUCCGGUUCAAGGAGAAGGAGUACGGCUUCAAGAUGCCCAAGAAGGAGCUAAGGAUGCUCAUGAAGAACGGUGGCGAGCGGGACAAGCUGUACACGUACAUGGACCCAAUCCCGGGCGAGAUGCGCAACCUGGUGAUCAUGGAACUGUGCAGUGUACCGAUCGACUGGAAGAUGCUGACCAGUCAGCGGCCGAAGACGAAGGUCGAGGAGGACUACUUCAGCAAACUGGUCGAGCUCGGGAAGUUACAGAUAAAAACGAUCCAACGGGACAAGCGAGAGAAUUUGCUGGCCACCUCCAUCCGCAAGGUGAAGAACCGCUCCGGGAUCAUCGAGUCGCGUGUCUUCACCUGCAACGAGUGUUUGGAGGAGUUCUGCAACGGGAAAACCUGUGCCGACUUCAACUACGACCUCUACACGCGCAUCGUACCGAAGGUGCCACUGCUAAAGACCAGCUCCCAGCAGCAGCUGGCAUUGACCGGUGGUGCUGGCGGUGCGGCGGGUGCUGGUGCUGGCCGGAUGCUUGGCGAUAUCAAUCAAAAAAGCGUCGACAGCAACUCCGGAGGGGGAGGCAGUACCGGCGGUGGGAAAAAAGGUCGCAAAGGGGCCCGCAAGAAGUCCAAAUCGAAGGCGAAAUCCGUCGAGGCGGAUGACGAUGGCAAUCAGAGCUCCGGCGGCGGUGCUGCUAAUGGUGGCGCGACGGCCUCCGGUGGUGGCCCCAGUGGCGGGAAGAAGAAGAGUAGAAGGUCUUCAAAGUCCAAGUCGAUGGAAAAAUAAUGCGACACUUUCGAAAAGCGCUCGUUCCCAUGCGCCGCUCGGGGCACGACCUUUGCUUGGCACAAUCAGUUGUUAGGAAAAUCGAAAUAAA
Molecule: messenger RNA, 1220 nt
Organism: Anopheles cruzii
Lineage: Eukaryota; Metazoa; Arthropoda; Insecta; Diptera; Culicidae
Product: keratin, type II cytoskeletal 1
Exons: 2
Coding region: 209-1129 (306 amino acids)
Source: RefSeq, a predicted model, not a curated record